Racocetra fulgida is the source of this 212-nucleotide messenger RNA. The record is from the annotation of a GenBank genome assembly. Lineage: Eukaryota; Fungi; Glomeromycota; Glomeromycetes; Diversisporales; Gigasporaceae.
GUGCUUGUGGAUAUGUCAAUAACAACGAACAAAUGGUAGCUGCUUUACCAGCAGAGCAAUUUGACCAUUUAACUAAAAAGAAAGCUUGUGGUUCUUCUGCUAUAGUUCAUCGUGGUGUUGGUGACAUUGAUUUAUCACCUGAUGCCUUUAGUGAGCUUGCUAAACCCAUAGAAGGACGUGUUCACGUCACUUAUUCUCUUAAAAUAAGUUAA